AUGACCGACGCAUUCGCCCCGCGCUCCAUGAAGCGCAAGAAUGUCAAGGGUCUAGCUCUAACCCCCGCCGCCCCGAAGCAAUCGCCGGCCUCGAAUAACAAUGAUCAACAAGCUGGCUGGGGUUUUGGUGGUUCGAGGGCUGAGGAGGCAGGCCAGGAUGCUCAGCUGGAGAUUGGAAUAGAAUUCAACUUGGACCUACGACAGGAAGAUAUUGAGAUUGUAAAAGAGCUUGGUUCGGGAAAUGGAGGUACCGUCAGUAAGGUGAAGCACUUGCCUACCGGAACCACGAUGGCUCGAAAGGUGAUCCACGUCGAGGCCAAGAAAGAGUUACGGAAGCGGAUUGUGCGCGAACUCCAAAUCAUGCACGGUUGUCACUCCGACUACAUCGUCACUUUCUAUGGCGCUUUCCUGAAUGAUCAUAACGAUGUAAUAAUGUGUAUGGAGUAUAUGGACGUCGGGUCUCUCGAUAGGGUCUCACGCCAUUUCGGUCCGAUCCGUGUUGACGUGCUUGGCAAGAUCGCAGAAGCUACACUGGGAGGUCUAACUUAUUUAUACUCGAAGCUACACAUCAUGCACCGAGACAUCAAACCCUCCAAUAUCCUUGUAAAUUCUAGGGGUCACAUCAAGCUUUGCGAUUUUGGUGUCUCGGGAGAGCUCGUCAACUCCAUCGCCGACACCUUCGUCGGUACCUCUACAUAUAUGGCCCCCGAGAGAAUUCAGGGUGAGAAGUAUACGGUUAAGUCUGAUGUGUGGAGUUUCGGUCUCAGCAUAAUGGAGCUAGCUAUUGGCAAAUUCCCUUUUGCGAGUGAGCAACUAUCGGAUGGUGAUGGCGCGCCUGCCGGUAUCUUGGACCUUCUUCAACAGAUCGUGCAUGAGCCGGCACCAAAACUUCCAAAAAGCGACGCUUUUCCGUCGAUCCUAGAAGAUAUGGUUCAAAAAUGCUUGUCAAAGAACCCUGACGAGCGCCCGACGCCUCAGGAACUCUGGGAUCGGGACCCAUUUGUACAAGCCGCAAAACGGACACCCGUAGAUUUGAGAGAAUGGGCUGUAGGGCUUAUGGAGAAGGACAAUCGCAAGUCACAUUUAGUCCCCCAACUCUCGCCGGCGACUCGGGAGCUGUUACGAUCCAGCGAGUCCCCCACCUAUCAAAAUGACCAUAAUCCUGCUUACACCCCAACAUCUGGUGAGAUCCCGAUUGCGGGGGCUAUUGCUUCGCCGAGAGAACAAGGCCACGCACAAAACCGGUCACCUACAAGAAACGGUAUGGGAAGCCUAGGCCGUGCGGGUGGUUCUACUGUACAUCCAGGACUUGGCCAACGAGCAGCGACAUCCGGGUCGAUUCCUAAGAUCACGACCGCGGACCUCUCUCAACCGGCCAGUGCCAGUUUAGGAACAUCGUUCACUCUGCCCGUUAGGCCCGCACCCCCUGGAGGGCCACUACCUCCUCCUCCGCCGAGAAAGGAGACGCCAGAUGAGCAACGGGUAGGCGGCAGGCGACAAGCGACGUUCGGUCCCCCAUCAAAUGGUUCAUACGGAAGUGCGGCGUAUCCUUCACGAUAA
Messenger RNA from Annulohypoxylon truncatum, 1560 nucleotides. RefSeq names its product kinase-like protein. The coding region runs from base 1 to 1560 and encodes 519 amino acids. Lineage: Eukaryota; Fungi; Ascomycota; Sordariomycetes; Xylariales; Hypoxylaceae. Gene Ontology annotation, molecular function: ATP binding; protein kinase activity. Gene Ontology annotation, biological process: protein phosphorylation. The record is from RefSeq and is a predicted model, not a curated record. The transcript is spliced from 4 exons.